AUGCUGUUUCAGCGAAUGUGGCAGCGAGGAGUGGGAUGGGACGAUGAGCUGCCAGAUGACUUGCGUAAAGAAUGGAUGGCGUGGUGCACCGAAUUGAGAGAUCUAAGGUUAGUCACGACACCGAGAUGUCUCUUGUGGAUGGAUGGGGAACUGAAUUCUUUGCAACUACAAGUAUUCACCGACGCCAGUCCUAGCGCAUACGGGGCCUGUGCAUACUUGCGCGUCGUCAACAACACAGGAGAUGUUAUCUUGACUUUAAUUAUCGCUAAAGUCAGAGUUGCUCUUCUCAAGACGCUGUCCCUGCCGCGUCUCGAAUUGAUGGGAGCACUAUUGGGAGCACGACUUAAUGUAUCAUUGCGAACAAACGUAUUUGACACUGGCAUCGAAGUAUGGCACUGGAAGGACGCCAUGAUAACGCUGGGUUCGAUCAGGGGAUCUUCGACAGGUUGGAAACCAUUCCUAUGCAACCGGGUAACGGAAAUCCAAGCCAAGAGUGAUCCCUCCAGCUGGUACCACUGUCCUGGUAGCAUGAAUCCAGCUGACCUGAUGACUAGAGGAAAAACCGUGAGGCAGCUCAGUGUUUACGAUGAAUGGUGGUUCGGUCCCGAUUGGCUUAGGCGUGACCUGGUAGACUGGCCUCCUGCGGCGUCUCCAGCCAAUGAUCUGCCCAGCGAUAUCGAAGCGGAAAGACGACAUAAAGUGAAUGUGUUGCUCCACGAUGCAAGUGUACCUUACCCGCUUCUGACUUUGGAGAACUUUGGAAGCUACACGAGGAUGCUGCGGGUCACGGCUUGGGUCCUGUGCUUCGUCCAAAAUUGUCGACUACCGAGAGGGUCAACGGAGCUCUCCUUGUCGGCAGCGGAAAUUCGAAACGCAGAGCUCUUGUGGAUAAGAAAUGCUCAGCAUGAAUGCUUUGACGCUGAGAUUCGUUCCCUCUCCCAAAGUGAAGAAAUCUCGGCAAGAUCAAAGAUAAAGGAUCUACAACCUUUCAGUGACGAGGCUGGCGUUAUGCGGAUCCGCGGCCGACUACAUCACGCAUUACUUCCGGAGGGUGCUAGUCAUCCCAUUAUUCUACCGAAAGAUCAUGACCUGAGUAAGCUAGUAGCCGCUUCAGCCCAUCAGCGCACCUUGCGUGGAGGCGUUCAGGUGACGAUGACGGAGUUACGUCAGAGGGUUUAG
Ixodes scapularis (black-legged tick) is the source of this 1179-nucleotide messenger RNA. RefSeq lists its product as uncharacterized. The coding region runs from base 1 to 1179 and encodes 392 amino acids. NCBI's taxonomy places the organism in Eukaryota, Metazoa, Arthropoda, Arachnida, Ixodida, Ixodidae. The record is from RefSeq and is a predicted model, not a curated record. The transcript has a single exon.